UAGAUCCAAAAGUCUAGAAACGCAAACAAAAUGUUGAAGUUAGCUAACAGUUUCAAAAAAAUUCAAUUAUUUCGAUCAUUUCACUGCAGCCAUGGUGAUUUAAAUGGCUUUAAAAAGCAAGGAAAAGUGCUAAGCAAAUUAAUGUUUGGUUCGGAUAAGAAUAAACGAAAAUGGUACGGUGAAAAGACUACAACAACAAUUUUCUCAUCGCCUACGAUAUUAGCUUCAACCAAGGGCCAAGGCAAGGAGUCAACCAGAAGGUUAACCGUACUUAACAAACUGUUUAUGGAACAGAUCACAGACUUGAUGGCCACUGGAGAAUAUUCCGAAAAAAUAGUUGGUUAUGGAAUACAAAUAUCUCGUGUACGGGUCACCACGGACUUCCAUGGCGUUAAUGUCUUUUGGUUUGCAAGAGAUACUGCGCACGAUCCGGAGAUAGGUCGCCUUUUGAAACGUGUUGCUGGUGGUCUGCGCCACGAAUUGUCACAACUCCGAUUAAUUGGGCAAGUUCCAAAAUUAACUUUCGUCAAAGAUAAGACUCAUGGUCUCAGCGCUGACGUAGAUAGUGCCCUGCGUCAAGCUGAUUAUGGAGAUGAUUACGUACCAACCAAUCCGACGUUAGUGCCGAGAAGUGAGAUCAAAUUGCAAACGGAAUUACCUCCAGAAGUUCGAAGAAAGAUUGACAAGCUGGAGAAUGAAAUCCAGUAUCCGCGGGAAGAUCAUGAUCCACUUCCGGACAUGCGCCAUGAUGUGUUAGGACUGGAGCACGGAUUAAUAAUGAAUAAAAUCAAGCGAUCGGUCAGUAAAUCCAAACAGGCAUGGACACAAUAUAGCGAAGACAAAAAAGUCACCAUAGACAAGCUGCAAUGUGCUGAUUCUAAAGAUAUGGAUAACAGUUUAGUUGAUGCAAAACUGCCAUUUAGUAAAAGUUUAGAACGACAGAAAUUCAGAAAGCAUAUCAAUGCACGAAAAUCUUCUGAGCACGAUCUAAUAAUGGCUUACAGGCAGACUUUGGAUGAGGAACCCGAAACAUUAACCAAAGAUGAUGACUUCAUUCUAGACGAUAUUGAUCAUAAACAUAAAAAAUAGUCUAGUGUUGGAAGGCAUAGUAGUAAAUACAUAGUAUC
This is a messenger RNA of Ochlerotatus camptorhynchus, 1127 nucleotides long. Its product is annotated as putative ribosome-binding factor A, mitochondrial. The record is from RefSeq and is a predicted model, not a curated record. Gene Ontology annotation, biological process: rRNA processing. NCBI's taxonomy places the organism in Eukaryota, Metazoa, Arthropoda, Insecta, Diptera, Culicidae. The transcript has a single exon. Bases 31 to 1089 code for a protein of 352 amino acids.